Molecule: messenger RNA, 2415 nt
Organism: Prunus armeniaca (apricot)
Lineage: Eukaryota; Viridiplantae; Streptophyta; Magnoliopsida; Rosales; Rosaceae
Source: the annotation of a GenBank genome assembly
AUGCAUUGGGCGUAUAGCUGCGCGAUUAAUGUAAUAGGUGGGCAGAUUUCUGUUGUUCAAGGUCUUUUGGAAGAGCUGCCUGGAGAGCCCGCGCCCGACCCACCUGAACCCUACCAGCCAACUCCCAAUCCGCCUCCAGUCCCCUUCCAGCCCACUCUCAACCCACCCCCAGUUCGUGUCCAGCCCAUUCCCAACCCGCCUCCGGCCCGCUAUCCACCCCCACCCUCAGCUCGCAAACAGCCCCCUCCCCCUCCUCAGCCUCGCAACCCACCUCCACCACAAGCCCCCAGCCCAACCCAAGCCCCCAAUCCAGGCCUCACUCCCAAGGCCCAACCCAAUAAAGAAUAUGAACAAGAGGUUAGAUGUGUUGAAGCUUUGACUUUGUGGCGCAACAAUUCUUCUGAUAUAAACAAUGAGCUAUAUAAUGGUUACCCAAAGGGGAACCCAGAGAGGAAAGUUAAUGAAAUACUUGCAGCCUAUGAUUUCUUAAACUCAAAUGAGAACAGUUUUAAUGCAAUCCUUUGGUACAAUUCAAGCUUGAGGAGGAGUGUUGGUUCUGAUCUGCAGCGGAUUGGGCGCUCAGUGAAUCUGGCAUCCAAUGCCUACCUUCAGUGUUUGCAAGGCCCUGGUACCAAAAUGCUGUUUGAGUUUGUCAAAGAAAUGCCUAAGCCUGUAACCAACGUAGUAAGCAUACCGGAUCUUUCCUCUCUACUUGGUCCACUCUUCUUUACAUGGAUCAUUUUACUGCUGUUCCCGGUUGUUUUGAAGUCACUGGUUUACGAGAAACAACAAAAACUGAGAAUCAUGAUGAAAAUGCAUGGCCUUGGUGAUGGACCGUAUUGGAUGAUCUCCUAUGCCUAUUUUCUUGCAGUUUCUUUGAUCUACAUGCUGCUGUUUAUGGCAGUUGGCUCCAUCAUAGGGUUAAAAUUCUUCACAAUCAAUGACUACAGCAUCCAGUUGGUUUUUUACUUCAUCUAUAUGAACUUGCAAAUAGCAGCGGCUUUUCUAGUAGCUUCAAUGUUUUCAAACGUUAAGGCUUGUACAGCUAUAGGUUACAUUCUGGUCUUUGGAACUGGGCUUUUGGCAGAAAAUCUUUUUCGAAGCUUCAUCGAAGAUGCAUCAGUCUCUAGACGCGGGAUCAUUCUUUUACAGUUGUAUCCUGGCUUCUCUCUGUAUCGUGGAUUAUACGAGCUAGCACAAUACCCCUUGCAAGAAAAAAGGGUUGGGAUGGGAUGGGGCGAUUUGAAUGAUAACCAGAAUGGGAUGAGAGAGGUCUUCAUUAUCAUGGUUAUUGAGUGGAUUAGGAAGAAGAAACUUACAUCUCUAAGGAGGCCUAGUUUGCAAAGGCAGGGAUCUAAAGUUUCCAUUCAGAUGGAGAAAUCUGAUGUUAGUCACGAGAUCGAGAUGGUUGAGAGGUUGGUAUUGGAACAAAAUACAAGUCAUGCGAUCAUUUGUGACAACCUCAAAAAGGUGUAUCCGGGAAGAGAUGGAAACCCUGAGAAAUUUGCAGUGAAAGGGUUGUCUCUUGCUUUGCCUCCAGGGGAGUGCUUUGGUAUGCUUGGCCCCAAUGGUGCAGGGAAGACCUCUUUUAUUAGUAUGAUGACUGGUCUCACAAAACCAACCUCUGGCACAGCAUAUGUUCAUGGUAUGGACAUUCGGACGCAAAUGAACGAUAUAUAUACCAGCAUGGGAUUUUGUCCACAGCAUGACCUACUGUGGGAAACACUGACUGGAAGGGAGCAUCUACUAUUUUAUGGCAGACUUAAGAACCUCAAAGGUCGUGCCUUAAUGCAAGCAGUGGAAGAAUCUUUGAAGAGUGUCAAGCUAUUUGAUGGUGGGAUUGCUGACAAACAAGCAGGGAAAUACAGUGGAGGCAUGAAGAGAAGGCUCAGCGUCGCAAUUUUGUUGAUAGGGGACCCCAAAGUUGUUUACAUGGACGAGCCUAGUACUGGACUUGAUCCAUCUUCGAGAAACCAUCUAUGGAAUGUUAUAAAGACUGCAAAACAAGACCGGGCAAUCAUCCUAACCACACAUUCCAUGGAAGAGGCAGAGGUCCUGUGUGAUCGAUUAGGAAUUUUCGUAGAUGGCAGGAUGCAGUGUAUAGGAAACCCGAAGGAGCUGAAGGGGAGACAUGGAGGGUUGUAUGUCUUUACGAUGACAACAAGUUGGGAACAUGAGGAAGAAGUGGAGAGGAUAGUACAGAAGUUGUCACCCAACGCGAACAAGACAUACCGACUGUCGGGGACACAGAAGUUUGAACUGCCCAAAAAUGAGGUCAGAAUUGCAGAUGUAUUCCAAGCAGUGGAGUUUGCAAAGAGUAGAUUCCCAGUGUUUGCAUGGGGUGUGGUUGACACUACUUUGGAGGAUGUCUUCAUUAAGGUUGCUGCAGCUGAGUCUUCUUCAUAUGACAUAUGA